UCAUUAUCUACAGCAGAACAAGGUACUGCUACUUAAGGAGGGAUAAAAGAAGAGACAGAGAGGGGGAUAAAAGGAGGUUUGGAGGAAGAGAAAAACGUAUACAGAGAGAGAAACAGAGACAAGGGAAACAGAGACAGCGAGAGAGACGAAGUGAAACAAGGCAAAAAAGAAGAUACUUUGAGAAAAAAAAAGAACAAAAUCAGAGGUGAAGUGUGGAAAAAGGGAGGGUGGAGAAGAAAGGAGAGUGGUGACUUGUGGACCAAAGAGGCAGAGAAAUAAAGACGAGUAGCGAGAAAGAAAAAAAAGGGGGGGGUGGGGGGGGGGAAUAGAGCGGCACACUAUAGAAACGAGAGAAAGCAAGAAACUGAGAGCGUAACAGACUGAAAGCUGGCCCAGGAACCACAGAGAAAGAUGCAUGCCUUCCUGUUACUUAGCUGCUUUGUCCUCGCUGCGACAGAGUACUUCCUUGGCUCUGCCCACAUGAUCCCUGAAGAGAAACUUUCCACCAAUAGAGUUGUUGUAUCUAAUGCUCUGUCUCAAAACCUUGAGAUGGGCUCACCUCCUGUGGUUAUUGUAGAAUUGCCUAAAUCAGCGAAAAAGAACAAGAAAACAAAGAAACAAAAAAAGAACAAAUUCAGUGUGAAGAAGCGCCCUCCUCCUCCUGCUGACUGCAUUCCCUUGUGGGGAAGCUGUAAAUCUCCAGGCAAUGUGUGCUGUGAUUUCUGUGCCUUCUGCCAGUGUCGGCUCUUCAGAACUGUCUGUUUCUGCCGAAUGGGCAACCCUCGCUGCUGAACAGCCAGCUGCAGCCCAACCUAGCUCCAAGCUAACAAAACAAAACUUCAUGCUAAAGCAAACCACUUGAACACUGUGAGAGGUGAAUCACUUCUAGUGUUUGGUUUGUAACUUUGCCUAAAAUUCACUGCAUGAAAGCACUUUAUCACAGAGGACUGCACCACAGUGAACUUUCCUAAAAUCUUACAGGGUGUUCUGCUUAUAGCACUGCUAUACAACUCACAAAUAAACGUUUACUUUGAGCUUUUAGCAUACAUAAAUAGGAUAUGGUUGCUCAAAAAUUUUAUAUUUUGCUUUAUUUUUACACAGAAAUACAUUAAUAUGCAGUAUCAUACUUAUAUUAUUAUAAUAAUAUUUUAUGAAGCCUUGCACGAUUAAAGUCGUUGUACUACAUUUUA
This is a messenger RNA of Siniperca chuatsi (mandarin fish), 1190 nucleotides long. It is a transcript of the gene asip1, whose product is annotated as agouti signaling protein 1. The record is from RefSeq and is a predicted model, not a curated record. The coding region runs from base 412 to 792 and encodes 126 amino acids. Gene Ontology annotation, molecular function: neuropeptide hormone activity; melanocortin receptor binding. NCBI's taxonomy places the organism in Eukaryota, Metazoa, Chordata, Actinopteri, Centrarchiformes, Sinipercidae. Gene Ontology annotation, biological process: hormone-mediated signaling pathway; positive regulation of melanin biosynthetic process; melanosome organization. Gene Ontology annotation, cellular component: extracellular region. The transcript has 4 exons.